Rotaria sp. Silwood1 is the source of this 1359-nucleotide messenger RNA. Lineage: Eukaryota; Metazoa; Rotifera; Eurotatoria; Philodinida; Philodinidae. The record is from the annotation of a GenBank genome assembly.
AUGUUUAGCUGGAUGGAUCGUAAUUGGAAACUCAAACAUGCUCUUCUUCGUUGUAAACACUUUGAAGAACAAAGUAAAACUGCUAUCAAUUUAUGGGCCGAAAUAGAAUCAAUCUUCAAAGAAUUCAAUCUGGUAUUUGGUGAUACUCCAAUAACAACUGAUAAUGGUGCUAAUAUUAAAGCUUCAUUAAAAGAUGAAAUACGUCUUCCAUGCAUGGCUCAUUGCUGUUCAACAACCUUGGAGACUGCAUGGGAAGCUACAAGAAAUGGUUGUUUUGAAUUUGAUCAAUUGAUUAUUUCUGUAUUAGAAUUACGUUCUUAUAUUGCACGUGCAGGCAAUAUCCAGCAAUUUCUUCCAAUGACGAUAAAAAAAAACAGUGUUACACGACCAUGGAGAUCAUAUUAUGUGGUUUAUCAAAGCGUGUUGGUUUCGUACGACAAACUUGUUGAUGUUCUUUCACCAAGUUUCGAAGAACAUCGAAUAUUAUCAAUAAACAAAAACUUACUUGCUAGUGUAGUAGAUUUGAUGAAACAAUUUGUGCCAAUUUUUGAUGCAUUGGAAUUCAGUAAAGCACCUACGAUACAUAUCGUAGUUCCAUCAUAUUAUGCGAUGAUGAAAUUAGUGCAACUCAAUGGACAAGAACGACCUACAAUUAAACUUCUGAAAGAAAAUAUACAAAGUGCUCUCAAUGAAAAAUAUUGGGAAAAUAUCAUGCAAAUUCAUUGGGUAGGAACAUAUCUGGAUCCAUCUUUUCGUGAUCUUUCAUUUGUCACGGAUAAAUCUUAUAAAACAACUCAAUUAAAGGCAAUAAAGGAUGGAUUAAUCAUUAUGGCUGAAGAUAUAGAUCGUGAACGAAAUGAUAUUAAUGAUAGUUUAAUUGAUCAUCAACCACCAUUAAAAAAAAGUCGAACCGAAGGAUUUGCUGAUCCAUUCGCACAAUUAAGAACGUCAUCAUCAGAACCUGAAAAAUUAAACGUCAAAGAUGAACUUUUAGCUGAACUGUCUCAUUACAGUAAACUUUCAUAUUCAAAUUCGAACAGUAGUAAUAAUCCAACUUUAAUACUACUCGAUUUUUGGCGCACGAACGAAACAAAAUUACCAUUACUAUCUGCAAUCGCCAAAAGAAUUCUUGUCAUCCAAGGUUCAAGUUCCGAAUCGGAACGUCAUUUCUCAUCUGGUGGUAAUAUAGUAUCUGAAAGACGUAGCCGAGCUAGUGCGUCGACUGUUGAAUCAUUAGUUGUUCUCAGAGAAGCUUUUAUAAAUGGUCAAUGGCCAGACUCAUCUGGUGAAAAUGAUAAAGAAAAACUUGAAACUGAAAAAGACAACACAAUGUUUACACCUGAUAUUAUUUCAUUAUAG